Molecule: messenger RNA, 2539 nt
Organism: Arachis duranensis
Lineage: Eukaryota; Viridiplantae; Streptophyta; Magnoliopsida; Fabales; Fabaceae
Product: probable pre-mRNA-splicing factor ATP-dependent RNA helicase DEAH2
Exons: 7
Coding region: 97-2265 (722 amino acids)
Cellular component (GO): intracellular anatomical structure
Molecular function (GO): RNA binding; RNA helicase activity; ATP binding
Source: RefSeq, a predicted model, not a curated record
GGGCAUAAUUGUAAUUAUGGAAGGCACGUCUUCUUCCUCCACUGAACAUUAACCCAAGGUUUAUGGAAGUUAUUUUUGGCGGGAAUUAGGGUUUUAAUGGGUACAGAGAGAAACAGGAUAGCGUGCUUGUUCGACGUGGUUGACGACGGCACCGCUAAGAUGUCGGAAUCCGGCGAUGGAGCCACCAACAACAACCACGUCAUCAAUCGGUGGACCGGGAGGCCGUUUUCGCAGAGGUACUUUGAGAUUCUGGAGAAGAGGAAGAGUCUUCCCGUUUGGCACCAGAAACACCAGUUCUUGCAAACUCUCGCCCAUAACCAGAUUCUCAUUCUCGUCGGUGAAACUGGCAGUGGCAAAACCACGCAGAUUCCUCAAUUUGUUUUGAAUGCUGUUGAUUUAGAAACACCAGAUAAAUGCAGGAAGAUGAUGAUUGCGUGCACUCAGCCUCGCAGAGUGGCUGCAAUGUCUGUUUCCCGGCGUGUGGCUGAAGAGAUGGAUGUAAUGAUUGGAGAAGAGGUUGGUUAUAGUAUCAGAUUUGAAGACUGCAGCAGUUCAAGGACAGUUUUGAAGUAUCUCACAGAUGGUAUGCUUUUAAGAGAAGCAAUGACAGAUCCACUCUUGGAACAAUAUAAAGUAAUUAUUCUCGAUGAGGCUCAUGAAAGGACUUUGGCUACAGAUGUGCUAUUUGGCCUUAUAAAGGAAGUUCUUAAAAAUAGAGAUGACUUAAAGUUAGUCGUAAUGAGUGCGACUCUAGAAGCUGAAAAGUUCCAGGGCUACUUUAGUGGUGCCCCUCUUAUGAAAGUUCCAGGAAGGCUGCAUCCUGUUGAAAUUUUUUAUACUCAGGAACCUGAAAGAGAUUACCUGGAGGCUGCUAUUAGGACGGUGAUGCAGAUACACAUGGGCGAACCUUCUGGGGAUAUACUUGUUUUUCUAACGGGAGAGGAAGAGAUAGAAGAUGCAUGUCGGAAAAUAUCUAAAGAAAUUUCAAAUUUGGGAGAUCAGGUGGGCCCUGUGAAAGUGGUAUCCCUCUAUUCUACUCUUCCCCCAGCUAUGCAGCAGAAAAUUUUUGAACCACCUCCACCUCCACUAAAGGAGGGUGGACCUCCUGGAAGGAAAAUUAUUGUGUCAACAAACAUAGCUGAAACCUCCUUAACAAUUGAUGGCAUUGUCUAUGUUAUUGACCCUGGUUUCUCUAAGCAGAAGGUUUAUAACCCACGAGUUCGUGUUGAGUCUUUAUUAGUGUCACCAAUAUCAAAAGCAAGUGCGCAUCAGAGAUCAGGACGUGCUGGAAGAACUCAACCAGGGAAAUGUUUUAGACUUUAUACUGAGAAAAGUUUCAAUAACGAUCUACAGCCUCAGACCUAUCCCGAAAUUUUGAGAUCAAAUCUUGCCAACUCUGUUCUUACCUUGAAGAAACUGGGUAUAGAUGAUUUAGUGCAUUUUGAUUUCAUGGACCCUCCCGCCCCUGAGACCUUGAUGCGUGCAUUGGAAGUGUUGAAUUACUUGGGAGCACUGGACGAUGAUGGUACCUUAACAAAGUUGGGAGAGAUUAUGAGUGAAUUUCCCUUGGAUCCACAGAUGUCAAAGAUGCUUAUUGUGAGUCCCGAAUUCAACUGUUCAAAUGAGAUUCUGUCAAUGUGUGCCAUGCUUUCAGCCCCCAAUUGCUUUGUCCGGCCUAGGGAAGCACAAAAAGCUGCUGAUGAAGCUAAAACUAGGUUUGGGCACAUUGAUGGGGAUCAUCUCACACUCUUGAAUGUCUACCAUGCAUACAAGCAAAAUAAUGAGGAUCCCUCUUGGUGCUACGAUAACUUUGUUAAUCAAAGGGCACUGAAAUCAGCUGAUAAUGUUAGACAACAGUUAGUGCGUAUCAUGGCCCGGUUUAGCCUCAAGUUAUGCAGCACCGACUUCAAUAGCCGUGACUACUACAUCAACAUAAGGAAAGCUAUGCUAGCUGGAUAUUUCAUGCAGGUAGCUCAUCUGGAGCGAACAGGACAUUACUUGACAGUGAAAGACAAUCAGGUGGUGCAUUUGCAUCCAUCAACUUGUCUUGACCACAAACCUGAAUGGGUUAUCUAUAAUGAAUAUGUUCUUACUAGUCGAAAUUUUAUUCGCACUGUGACGGACAUUCGUGGGGGGUGGUUGGUUGAUAUAGCACCACACUACUAUGAUUUGUCAAAUUUUCCUCAUUGCGAGGCCAAGGGUGUUCUUGAGAGACUCUACAAGAAGAAAAAGAAGGGAAAGGAGGAAGCCAGGAAGCACAAAUGACAUCCUUGCCAUCAACAUUUUUAGGUCUUUGGAUUUGCAUUGGCUGUUUCGUUUUCUUGCAGCUGAAGCUAUGAUCCCUCCUGCAAGCCAGAGUUACCUAAAGCUGAAUUCUCAGUAACUUAAAUAAACAAUGGCGAAGUUCCUUGUAGCAAUUUCUGGUGUAUUUUAUAUCUAAUCGUUCUCCAUGUAACUUCGCAUCUUGGUGUUUUCCCAAAUAUGAAGCUUAGUCACCACUUAGAUUUUGAUUUAAUAACAUAAUAUUUUUCGUUCAGUU